Messenger RNA from Drosophila simulans, 1262 nucleotides. RefSeq names its product putative deoxyribonuclease TATDN1. Gene Ontology annotation, cellular component: cytosol. The transcript is spliced from 4 exons. Bases 160 to 1245 code for a protein of 361 amino acids. Gene Ontology annotation, molecular function: 3'-5'-DNA exonuclease activity. Lineage: Eukaryota; Metazoa; Arthropoda; Insecta; Diptera; Drosophilidae. The record is from RefSeq and is a predicted model, not a curated record.
AGAUUGCAUUAUGCGCAAUUCUGAAUGCAAUUUACUGUGCCAUUGAUUUUGCAUUAAAUUGGCUUAGGCCGUGCGCUCCGCUCGGAUCGGAAAAGUGCGGGAAACCCCAAUUUCCCGCUGGCACGUUUGAGCUUAGAAUUAUGUUCUUAGAACGGCUUAAUGCAAAUUUCAAAUUCAAAUUGCGACGGAAGUGCGGCGCCACCUGGCGGUUACCACGAGCGCGUUCAAACGGCGCCCUCUUGCGGAAAUCCCGUGAGCAAAACAGCUGUUUCCAGCCGCUGGUAUUUUUUAGCACAUUUAUCCAUGCUGCGGCGUUGUUUUGGAAUGGCCAUGAAAUAUAUUGACAUUGGGGCCAACCUGACGGACCCCAUGUUCCAGGGCUGCUACGGCGGAACCCAGAAGCACGAGCCCGACCUGCACAUCGUCUUGGAGCGCGCGUGGCAACAAGGCCUGCAGAAGAUCAUCGUCACCGCCGGCUGCCUGAAGGACGUGGAUGAGGCACUGGAACUGGCCUUCAAGGAUGAGCGCAUCUACACGACAGUGGGCACACAUCCCACACGAUGUGAGGAAUUCGUAUCGGACCCAGAGGGCUACUACGACCAGUUGCGAUCCAGGAUCAAGGCAAAUCGCACCAAGGUGCUGGCCGUUGGGGAAUGUGGUCUGGACUACGAUCGCUUGCAGUUCUGCGGUCGGGAAACCCAGCGUCUGUACUUCGAGAAGCAGCUGGAGCUAGCGGCCGAGUUUAAACUGCCUCUCUUUCUGCACAUGAGAAAUGCUGCCGAGGAUUUCAUGAGCAUCUUGGAAAGAAAUCGCGAUAAGAUCGAGGAGUGCGGCGGCGGGGUGGUGCACAGCUUUACAGGAACUUUGGAGGAGGCCCAGCGCAUCCUGGCCUUCGGUGGUCUUUACAUAGGUCUCAACGGGUGCUCCCUGAAGACGGAAGAAAACGCAGAAGUGGUGCGCAAGCUGCCCAACGACAGGAUAAUGCUAGAAACCGACUGCCCGUGGUGUGGCAUUCGACCCUCGCAUGCAGGACACAAGCACGUGACCACCAAGUUUCCCACCGUCAAGAAGAAAGAGAAGUGGACAGCCGAAUCCCUAAUAGACGGACGCUGUGAGCCUUGUCAAAUCAGCCAAGUUUUGGAGUCCAUUGCUGGAAUCAAACAGGAGCCCAAAGAAGAGCUGGCUGCGUUAUACUACCAAAACACAUUGGACUUGUUCUUCGGCACAGCCGAGAGUAAAGAAUAAAACAACAUGCAUUUACA